AUGGGAUCGUCCACACAUAGCAUAUCCAUUAUGGAAGACAGACUCGCACUCGAACGGCGGAGGGAAAGGAAUAGACUAGCACAGCGGAAGCAUCGUGAAAAUGCAAAGUUAAGGAGGCCACGGCAAGCGAACAGCGACAAAACGCUACCUGAACAAAAUAGCCAACCAGGACAGGCACGGUGCACCAGAAGUUCAGGAAGCAAUAGCCAAGAAUGCCCACCAUUCUCAGCCUUUCUUGGCCCAGCCUUGGAUUACAACAUUGAUCACCUGUCAGCAGAAAAUUUCUUUCCCGAUGUGGUAUUCUCGCCGCAUGUUAACGAAUACAGCCGCAUGGAUCUGGCGUCUUCUACGGCACCGCUGGACCAACAGCAGCAACUGGAGCUCUCCCCUUUCACUGUGGACACCAUAUUCCAAACAAGCCCGAACAAAUGUAAUGGGGUCGGAUCUAGAACCUGGACAACGCCCCUCCAUAUUUCCGUUAGCCGCGGACAUCUCACAGCUGUGCGCCUUCUCCUUGACGGCGGUGCCGAUCCUAACGCCAUUGACGGAGAGGGCUCCACUGUGCUUCAUACGGCGGUCCGAAGCAGCCAUCAUAUUAUUGUGCGCGAGCUACUACGGCAUGGCGCAGAUCCGAGCGCCGUUGACGCGGCAGGCUGGCUACCGUUGCAUUAUGCCGCGGAGGCCGGUGAUGAGAAUUGCCUACGGGUCUUGCUGCAGCCAGGUGGGGAGUAG
Aspergillus caelatus is the source of this 732-nucleotide messenger RNA. RefSeq names its product ankyrin repeat domain-containing protein. Bases 1 to 732 code for a protein of 243 amino acids. The record is from RefSeq and is a predicted model, not a curated record. The transcript has 3 exons. Gene Ontology annotation, molecular function: protein binding. NCBI's taxonomy places the organism in Eukaryota, Fungi, Ascomycota, Eurotiomycetes, Eurotiales, Aspergillaceae.